Molecule: messenger RNA, 1378 nt
Organism: Anarrhichthys ocellatus (wolf-eel)
Lineage: Eukaryota; Metazoa; Chordata; Actinopteri; Perciformes; Anarhichadidae
Product: tumor protein p53-inducible nuclear protein 2
Exons: 4
Coding region: 132-644 (170 amino acids)
Biological process (GO): positive regulation of DNA-templated transcription; autophagosome assembly
Cellular component (GO): autophagosome; nucleus
Source: RefSeq, a predicted model, not a curated record
UCGCCGAUAAACAACUUUGACAUCAAAACAAUCUGAAGAACAGCAACAUAGCGGGAUCCUCUCUGCGCGACGGCCACACCCGAAGACAAGCAUACGUCUAUUUUAAGUGAAAUUGCAAUAGAGGCACAAGGAUGAUCGGUAAGCUUCUUUCUCAUCUGCUCUGGAACACUGGUGAGGACUUUGAGGCAGCGGAUGACACUUCCAAGGAGCUGAUGGAGUUUGAGGAGGGAGGAUGGGUCAUUGUUGAUCUCCCAGAGAACGGGCUGCUGACGGCCUCCGAGGUGGAUCCCCUGGAGAACCUGCUGAUCGAGCACCCCAGCAUGUCCAUCUACCAGAUGAGAUGCAGGGCGGGCAGAGCGGAGGAGAAGCUGGACUCUGAGGAAGACGAAGAAGAAGAAGAGGAGGACACCGCCAGGCUGGUGGCAGUGAGGCGGCACGUAUCCUGGCGUCUGGCUGCCUGGGGAAUCCCGCUGCCCUGCAACGUCCAGCUGCUGGCGGUCCAGAGGGCCAGGACCCAGGCCGAGCAGAAGAAGCUGGGCCGCAGCGCCCUCCACAGGCAGAACCUGGCCAAGGCGCGUUUCUCCCCGGCAGAGAGACGCUACGGCCACUUCAAGAAGCCCUGCCAACGCCUCUGCAACUACUAAACACAGGAGCGACGCAACUGCUUGUGAGAGGGUGUGCGUUUCAAGUUGCAGCACGGUGCCUUGACUCUGAAUCACUCAGGUCUUUCUCGCUAUUGUUUCACCUCACAGUUAAUUCUGCACAUCCACCGAGGCAAACCACUUCCUGUUCGAUGAAACGAUCGAAUAACUGAUCCACAGCAAGUUGUUGUUUUUGAUUUUAAUAGAGGCAACCUGCAUUGCAUCUCUCACGUCCGAAACCGCUGAGAACAAUGAAUCUUAAUCUCCUAAAUUACCGUGUGACACUGAUACAAAAAUAUGAAAACUUCAAACAAUACUUUGCUCUAUAUGAAUUUAAAAAAGUAUGAUGCAGUUGGAUUACAGCAUCUUUUUGACUGGUUGGUCGUAUUCAGUAUGUUUUAUAUUAUGUGCCUUAGCUUUAGACAUUCUUGUGAAUGUGAGUGUGUUAAAAUUGAAUUUCAUACAGUGUACAGUACAGUAGUGUGUACAGUAUUCAUGUCGUGUGAAAAAACAUCUGUGAUUUUGCUCCUUUUGUUUGACUCUGCUUCAGGAAUAAUUACAAAACCACUGUUUUGCAUUGAGUCUACCAUUUUGUUCUUUCGAGCGGGUGGGUUCUCAUUUUAUUCAUGUCACACAUAUUGUUUUUUGAAUGUAAAUACAGUUGAAAAUUAUGCUUUUCUAUUUGCGUAUAUUUAUAAAAAUGUACAAAAAAAAUGAUUAAAAUCUUGUUUUCUUAA